CUCUUGGAUCGGACCCAAGCACCUGUCCGCUCCCUGUUCCCUGUCUUGCCUUGUGCGUGCGUGCUUACCCACCUCCCACCAUUGACCAGACAAUCGCUGCUGCUACAGUCCGCCCUGCAACAGCUACCGAUCCGGCCCUGUCACACCUAGUGCUCAUCACAGAUAACACCAGCAGCCGCGUUUGGUCUUUGUUAUUGCCUACUUCCUUACAUAUACCCGACGCCGCCCUGACCUGCCACUCUCUUGCCCACCAUGCAAGCCUUUGUGCCCAAAACCCGUCGACCAAAGUUUGAACUACAAUUGAAGAUUAUCGAUCUCAACAACGUACCGCUUGUGUCAGGCAACUCCUUCAUAAAAUGGCACCUCCCGCACUCGACCGCCGCCGACCACCGUGGCCGUACCGAGAGGCGAGCCAUCCAGGACCACAAAGUCUUCUACGACUACGGAAUCAAGUUGCCUGUACGAAUGACUGUUGACAAAAACGGCAUGCUGCAAGAGUGUCCCAUAGAAUUCGAGGUCAUACAAGAAUACUCGGGUGGUGGUCGAGGCGAGCGCAUAUCGCUGGGUAAUGUCAAGAUCAACUUGGCCGAGUACGUCGAGCAGAGUGAGCUGAACACCGAGGAAUCCGGCAUUACAAGGCGAUACCUGAUGCAGGAUAGCAAGAUCAACAGCACUUUAAAGGUAUCAAUCCAUCUGCGGCAGAUCGAAGGCGACAAGAACUUUAUAGCUCCCCCCUUAAAGACGGCCCAGGUAUUUAGCGGGAUAGCUGGGAUCGUGUCUGGAGAACAGCAGGGAGAUUCGGAAGGUCCGGGCACAACGCCGUCCUUGAGUGCAGGCUCGCGGGAAGCGGGUGAACUACAGGAUAUGUAUCGAAGAACGCUGGCAGCAUAUUGGACCGCCCAGCCGGGAGAGCUGAAAGCAGACGAAUGCAUCGAAGACAUUUUUGCCGGAGGAGACGGGUGGGGUGAUCGAGAGAAACCGUAUGGUACCAAUGAUGCAAAGCCAGAGCGAAUCCGAUUCACAGGCGGAGAUAGCAGUGGGUCGGUGAGCGAGAGCGAGUCCAGGCAUAUGCAGGGAAGCGGUAUAGGCCAGCGCAAAUCACAUGAAACUCUUAGACCCAGUGAUAUAUCCUCGAGCACGUCAAGUGUGCGAGGAAGAGGCAGUCUCGAGCAGCAAGCCCAUCAGAUGAAGGCUGAAGCAGAGCGAAAACGACAUCGUCCUCACCAUGAAGUGGAAGAGUUCGAAGUCAGAGAAAAUCUCCGCAGUUGGCGCCUACCCAUAUAG
Molecule: messenger RNA, 1284 nt
Organism: Periconia digitata
Lineage: Eukaryota; Fungi; Ascomycota; Dothideomycetes; Pleosporales; Periconiaceae
Source: the annotation of a GenBank genome assembly